AAAGCACUUAAAUUCAGACUCGCACUGGAUAACUGCUACUGAAGCAUUUGCUUCCAAAUUGUGGAACUGGAAUAUAUGAAUUUAUAUACUUUCAGGAAUAUCUAAUAUGUUGCUCCUCAUCAAUGCCAUUCUCAGCUUGUGGGUUUCCUCUGCUGAGGGAAAAGAAGUAACAUGUGAUCCUCCUCAUGUUGCAAAUGGUUUCUUCACACCUGAAAGGACUAUAUACAGAAGUGAAGAUAAAAUCACCUACCACUGUACAACUGGCUUUUAUCCUUCAACCCAGGGAAAUACAGCAAUAUGUACUGGCAGUGGCUGGGUACCUGUUCCAAGAUGUGCUUUGAAACCCUGUGAUUUUCCACAUAUAAAACAUGGAUAUCUAUAUAAUGAAGGCUAUUAUAGACCAUACUUUCCAGUACAUAUAGGAAAAUAUUACUAUUACUACUGUGAUCAGAAUUUUUGGACUCCUACACGACACAACGGUGGUUACAUUACAUGCACAAAAGAAGGAUGGUCACCAGCAGUAACAUGCUGCCGACAAUGCUAUUUCUACUCUAUUGAAAAUGGACGUGCUUCAAAUGAAAGCUACACAUAUUUAGAGAAUGAAUUCAUAAAUAUUGUGUGCAAUCCUGGCUACAGUCUUCCAAAUGAACAGACCAAAAUUACAUGUACAGAGAAUGACUGGUCCCCUACUCCCAGAUGCAUCCGUGUCAAAGUAACAUGUGAUCCUCCUCAUGUUGCAAAUGGUUUCUUCACACCUGAAAGGACUCUACACAGAAGCGAAGAUAAAAUCACCUACCACUGUAAAACUGGCUUUUAUCCUUCAACCCAGGGAAAUACAGCAGUAUGUACUGAUAGUGGUUGGGUACCUGUUCCAAGAUGUGGUUUGAAACGCUGUGAUUUUCCACAUAUAAAACAUGGAUAUCUAUAUAGUGAAGGCUAUUAUAGACCAUACUUUCCAGUAUAUAUAGGAAAAUAUUACUAUUACUACUGUGAUCAGAAUUUUUUGACUCCUACACGACACAACGGUGGUUACAUUGCAUGCAGAAAAGAAGGAUGGUCACCAGCAGUACCAUGCUGCCGACAAUGCUAUUUCUAUUCUAUUGAAAAAGGACAUGCUUCAAAUGAAAGCUACACAUAUUUAGAGAAUGAAUUCAUAAAUGUUGUGUGCAAUCCUGGCUACAGUCUUCCAAAUGAACAGACCAAAAUUACAUGUACAGACAAUGACUGGUCCCCUACUCCCAGAUGCAUCCAUGUCAAAACAUGUUCCAAAUCAGAUAUAAAUAUUGAGAAUGGGUUUAUUUCUGAACCUGAAUAUACAAAUCCCUUAAAUAAACAAAUGCAAUAUAAGUGUCAAGAAGGAUAUGUAACACCAGAAGGUACAACCUCAGGAUCAAUUACAUGUUUACAAAGUGGAUGGUCAGCUCAACCCACAUGCAUUGAUUCUAAAGAAAAAUGUGGGCCCCCUCCAGCUAUUGACAAUGGAGAUUUAACCUCAUUCCCACAAGCAGUGUAUGCUCUAGGAUCAGCAGUGGAGUAUCAAUGCCAGGCCUACUAUGUGCUUCAGGGUGACGCACGUGUGACAUGUAGAAACAGAGAGUGGUCAGAGCCACCAAGAUGCUCAGAGGCAUGUAUAAUAUCAGAAGAUAUCAUGAAUGAACAUAACAUAGAGUUAAAAUGGACAAAUGACAAAAAACUGUAUGUCAAAACAGGUGAUAGUAUUGAAUUCAGGUGUAAAAAUGGAUAUAACCCAAAGACACCAACAUCUUCUUUUGAAACAAAAUGUCAGGAAGGAGCAGUGAUAUAUCCCAGUUGUGCAUAAAAUUUGGCUUACUGCAUUCAUGUAAUGAAAAUACAUGCAUUUAUUCUGAAUUUUGGAAUAUUAAUCCAAUUCAACUCUAUUUUAUUUUCUGUGUUGACUCAUUUUUAUUCAUAUCAGAAUUUUGUUAAAUAUUAAGUGAAUUAUGUAAUCAGAGAGUCCAGUGUCUCACUUCCUAAGUGUACUGAAGAUGAUGCCUCCCCAAAUCUUGGAUCAUCACUAGGCACAGCCUAAUGCAUAUACACCCUGAACCAGCUGUGAAGGAAAAGAGAGUUUAUUCACACUGGUGGGAGGAAAAGGUAAACUUCCCAAAUCUGCCUCUCCAUAGUAAUUUUUUGCUUGGCUUUUACACACAUUAGAGAUACAGAAGACAAUCAUCUUGAAUAACAAGUAGCAGCAGUCUGAAGAACUUCAUUAGUUCUUUAUCUCACUUACUUUCUACUUCUUUUAGGAUUUAUGUCCUCUGAGAUAUCUGAGGCAUGGUGCCUCCAAGUCUGGGGAGAGAUGAAAGUCUAUUCUUGCCCGGGUGCAUAUUUUACAUACUGCUCCUCUGUGAAAGUAAAACUCAAAUUCACAGCUUGCUUACAGUUUUAAUGUUACAUGUAAAAUGCUAACACUACAGUACCACAUUAAAACUUGGCAAACAAUAAUGCUAUGUGUCCUAUUCAUGAAAUAUCUCUUGCAAGAAAUUAAGUGCACACACUUCAAAGUUUGUUUGUGUCCAUCACUCUCCUAAUUCUCUCAAAAGAUUUCUCCAUAACUUCAGAGGCUUUCUGAGACUAUUUCAGAAAGAAUGGAAAAGAUAGGGUCACCAUCUUCAAAAUCAUAUCACUUCAUAAACAUAGAAGGCCAACUGUUGAUAGCUUAUCCAGUUAACAUGAUAUUUGUAAUUGCUUGUCUGUUCCUAAUAUUAGCUUACUUAAUAAAUAUAAAUUUGAUAUAAAUAUA
Molecule: messenger RNA, 2764 nt
Organism: Choloepus didactylus (southern two-toed sloth)
Lineage: Eukaryota; Metazoa; Chordata; Mammalia; Pilosa; Megalonychidae
Product: complement factor H-related protein 3-like
Exons: 10
Coding region: 107-1819 (570 amino acids)
Source: RefSeq, a predicted model, not a curated record